GUGAUGUUCCUGGGGAAAUCUUCAGGCUCAGACUGAGGCUGGAGGAUUUGCCUGUGCUGUCAGGGGCAGCUUUGCAGUUGUGCGAGUAAAAUAUUAAUGUUGCGGGUCCCUCCAGGCGAUGUGCAUAAGUGACGUAACAGGACAAGUGAUGGAAAGAGAGGCAAGUCGGCUGGAAAGAGAACAUGUCCAUAGUGUUUAUGAGAAGGUUGCGCCCUACUUCAGUGACAAACGCUACAAAGCCUGGCCCAAAGUUCAAGAAUUCCUUUUAGCUCAGGAGCCUGCAAGCCUAAUUGCUGAUAUAGGUUGUGGAAAUGGAAAGUAUCUUCACAUCAAUAGAGAGGCAUUUAAAGUGGGCUGUGACUAUUGCCUGCCAUUGGCAGAGGAUGCACGCACUCACGGCUAUCAAGUUAUGGUGUGUGAUGGACUCCGGCUGCCCUACCGUAAUGGCUGCUUUGAUGCCGUCCUUUCCAUAGGAGUAAUCCAUCAUUUCUCAACGAAAGACCGUCGCAUUCGAGCCAUUCGGGAGAUGAGCAGGAUUCUGAAGAUUGGUGGACAGAUCAUGAUAUACGUUUGGGCAAUGGAGCAGAAAAAAAGAAAAUUUGAGAAACAAGAUAUACUCGUUCCAUGGCAUCUGGAAGCUGUUUCACCCAACACCUCCUCAAGGAAACUAUCUGUGGAUCCAACUAGAAGUCCAAAGCAGGACUCUAUGGCUAAAGAUUUACAGCAGAGGACUAAAAGCGCCUCGUUUGGAGAGGAAAAGGCGCCUCGAAAUAUUCUUCGUUUCAGAUUGUUAUCAAAGUCCCUAGAUUCAGGCUUAGAUGUGAACAGCGAUGGAGUGAGCAAUAAUAGAAAAUCCAAACAGUCACCACCUAAAAGCUUUUUAAGUCGGCUUGGGAAUUUUUUACCAAAAUCAAUGCAAAAUUUUGAGAUGAAUGCAAUAAAAAUGACCGAAUCACUGCUGUUCCCACUGCACAACAUGAGCAUGAGUCGAGGUAAUGAGAAUGAGCAAAUGAAUAGUACAGAAGUGAUCAAGGACUAUAGUAAAGUUGCAUUACCAGAUAUGGUUUCUAGUCGUCAGGACCAAUCUAGAAACCAAAAUCUUAGUGUAAACCCUGCUGCUUCUUGUACAGAGGAAUCAGAGAACAAUGCCCGGCUGGAUCUUGACCAUCAUCUCGGCCCUUCAAACGGAAAAGGAGAAUGUUUUCGCUACUAUCACACCUUCAAAAAGGGCGAAUUGAUUGAACUCGUAGAAAAAUUCGUCCCCGAACUCCAUGUUGUGCAGACGUAUUUCGAUCAUUCCAACUGGUGUGUUAUUGCUGAGAAAAUUCACCACUGGAAAAUCUGAUCAUUUAUUUACAUUCGAUUUUACUGUAUUUAUUUUUUUUAGGUGCCGAUGGCCAGGUUGUGUUUUUAUAUUCCGGUUUUAAUUUAGUCUUUUUAAAAUAUUAUUGAAAAAUAAA
Molecule: messenger RNA, 1460 nt
Organism: Xenopus laevis (African clawed frog)
Lineage: Eukaryota; Metazoa; Chordata; Amphibia; Anura; Pipidae
Gene: trmt9b.L
Product: tRNA methyltransferase 9B (putative) L homeolog
Biological process (GO): tRNA wobble uridine modification; tRNA methylation; tRNA modification
Cellular component (GO): cytoplasm; nucleus
Molecular function (GO): tRNA binding; tRNA (5-carboxymethyluridine(34)-5-O)-methyltransferase activity; S-adenosylmethionine-dependent methyltransferase activity
Source: RefSeq, marked predicted